CCUUGUAUAUUCUAUGAUGUUGUUUAAAUAAGGACUGACAUCUUUUGAAUGUUGUGCCUUUAGUUUAAUCUAAAGUACAUAUUUUAUCUGUUUAUGAACAUCAGUUGUUAUUUACUAGCUUCCCAUGAAAAUCAUACCGCGGUAACAAGAAAUUGACGAUGAAUUCGUUAAUUCGUGCCCAUCGUUUGCGUUUCAUUUAAUUCUUUAUAAAUACCGCUCGCUUUAAGAAAAUUGUUAUGCAAAUUGUUAUUUAUGCGACGCUCUACCACAAAAGAGCUUAAUUCGUUUAAUGUUUGUAUAUAGCUAAAACAAUAUUGUACAUAAGUACAUUGACGACACGCAGCGGCAUCUUAACAGUUUUCUGUUUCUCCCGAAGUCGCUGUUAUCUUUUGAAGUGCUUAUAAUAUUUGGAUAUUUCCUUUUAUGACGUUUCAUAGCAAGCAAGUCGUGACUAUUUGCCAAAAAAAUGAAAAUAUUAGAAGCCUGGCCUCCAGCAAUGAAGAAAUCUUUGAUUCUCAUUGAAGCUGUGCAUGCUGAACGCUAUCGCCAGUUGCAUCUUCUCCUCGAAGCUGGCGUUGAUGUAAACUGUCAGGAUCCAAAUACUGGCCACACUUCACUCAUACGUGCCAUGUUUGUUGAAAAUCCUCGUCAGAGACGAAGGAUGGUUAAAACUUUGAUUAAUUAUGGUGGUAAGAUUGAGAAAAGUGAUGUGGAUGGACGAACGGCGCUUGCUUGGGCUUGUUGUUUGGCUAGAAAUGAUAUAAUACGCUUCUUCCUACGGGCAAUUCAUUUAGACAUCGGACUGAACUCUGUUGACAAAUAUGGCAACAAUAAUCUUAUGCUAGCAUGCACUUCGGGUAAUCCAAACACAGUACAUCUUAUUGCUGAAGCAUUUCGACAAGCAAAUAUUGACGUUAAUCGAAGGAAUUUGAACGGGGAAAAUGCUCUAAUGUACGCUCAUCGUCUUGGCUUUUAUGACUGUGUUAAAGUUUUAGUCGAGGGAGGUUAUGUAAGGACUAGCAUGUCUAAAGAACUGUUGUAUGGUGACGAAAGGAAAGUGAUGUCGACUAUAGCUGCUCCUUCUAUAUUACAUAGUUCGAAUAACGAAAUAACGCUACCACAAAUCUUUUCUAUGUAUAGUGACCAUUUGACUGAUUCAUUUCCACGUUCCCUGUCUAAACAAUGCUCUUUAAAAUCGUUAAGUAAUCGUAAACAUUGUAAAUAAGUUGUAAAUAAUAUUGAGAACGAAUUUCUGUAGAUAAAAUAUCAUGAAAAAUCUUGUUUACUUAUGUCCAA
This is a messenger RNA of Xenia sp. Carnegie-2017, 1296 nucleotides long. RefSeq names its product inversin-B-like. The record is from RefSeq and is a predicted model, not a curated record. The transcript has a single exon. The coding region runs from base 467 to 1225 and encodes 252 amino acids. Gene Ontology annotation, molecular function: protein binding. Lineage: Eukaryota; Metazoa; Cnidaria; Anthozoa; Malacalcyonacea; Xeniidae.